This is a messenger RNA of Melozone crissalis (California towhee), 1840 nucleotides long. Its product is annotated as gasdermin-A3-like. NCBI's taxonomy places the organism in Eukaryota, Metazoa, Chordata, Aves, Passeriformes, Passerellidae. The coding region runs from base 1 to 1470 and encodes 489 amino acids. The record is from RefSeq and is a predicted model, not a curated record. Gene Ontology annotation, molecular function: phosphatidylserine binding; phosphatidylinositol-4,5-bisphosphate binding; phosphatidylinositol-4-phosphate binding. Gene Ontology annotation, biological process: pyroptotic inflammatory response; defense response to bacterium. The transcript has 8 exons.
AUGUUUAAAAAACUCACCAAAUUCAUCGCAAAUCAAAUGGAUCCGAGCAAAGAAUUGGAUCCUGUCGAGAGCAUUGCAGACCAUGAGCACUUCAGGCCUCUCUGUCUACUGAUAAAAAAGAGAAAAUCAAAACGCAUAUUCCACUCAGCUCCCUACUAUCAGUGGACAGGCUUCACACUGGAUGAUGUGCUGCUGCCUGGAGAAGAUAGUAAAAGCAUAGAGUCCCUCCAUCAAGACUCCAACCAAUUUACUAUCACAAAAACCAGUGCUGACCAGGUUGAGGGGUGUGCCAGUGCUCCUUUGGGCCCUGUAAAUGCAGAAGUGGAAAUAGGUGCCUCCUCGUUGAAUGUCUUUUCCAUUAAGCUACAAAAGAAGAGCAUCCCACUGCAAUCACUGGAGGCACUGAGAAAAAAAAGACAAAUCAACAUGAAUCAUUCCCUCAUCCAACAACUCCAGAGAACAAACAUCAAUCUAUACAUGGUCACGGAAAUCCUCGAAGCCUCAGAGGAGACUAUCUACACAGCAUCCAUCAUGGCAGACGGGGUCUUUAAUGUCCUAUGUCACAUCACACUUGGUGCACAGGGCACCAGAGAGAACAAACAAAGCAUAGUCAUACCCAAGGGCUGCACUCUGGCCUUCAGGACCGUCCCGCUAUACAUUAGAGAUGGAAAAUGGAGUAAGCAACUUCCAGAAAUGACAGACUUCUCCCUUCUGGAAAUAGUGCAGAAGAAGAAGAUCUUAGGAAGUAUCACUGCGCCCCAGAUACAGCCUCAUAUUGUAUGCAACGACAUGGAGGCAGUAGUAUUAAAAAGCGGACUGGAAGAAGUUGAAAUCCACUGUCAAAUAUUCUCUGAGUUGUCUCCUGACCUGCUGCUCAUUAUCUUAAACACCAUCAAAGCUGUGAUGAGAGAUGAGAACCUCCUUCAAGAGCUCAGCCAGAAAAUGGACAAAGUUCUUGAGGAAAAUGAUGGUUAUGAGCUGAAAACUGAGAGCCCAGAUUUAAAAGAACUCUUCAGCACCUUGCAGCAAUCCCCAAGACAUCAUCUCCUUCAGCUGGCAGAAGGAAUCACCUACGUCCUUGAUGCUUUGCAGGAGUUAACAGAGGAUCAGCUGCUGCUACUGCUGGAAUCCUUGGAAAGGAAGAUUGUGUCCCAACAGCUGAACCUGGUUGCAAAUCUCCUGGAACAUGACAAGGUGAAGAGGAAGGGGACUUUUCUUGUGGAUGCCAGGCAGCUCUUGCCACAUGAGGAGGACCAGAUGUUAACCAUUGCCCUGGUGGAGCUGAGUGGAGUGCAGUUCCAGAAAGAUGGAUCAGUUAUCCCUAGGGAUAAACCCUUUGAGGCCAUGGCAGCCCUGUUAGUGGCCCUGUACGCCCUCAACCUCCUGAGUGGCUUGCAGAUACAUGUGGCCCUGCCCAGGGAUCCCUUCUUCGAGAUGUGGAAAGGCUUUGUGUGGCAAAAACAAAUUUAAGGCAAGAAAACUCAAUAUGGAUGCUAAAGGCUGGAUAUCAAAGUGGAUUUGUCUGUCUGUCUCCCCAUGAAUGCAGAAAGACAACAGGAAAAUCCAAAAGCCCAAAGAAUCACAGGCCUGGCAGCAAUGAUUCAUGUAAUCCUGCUUCCCUCAAAAUGCUGCUGCUGCUGCUGCUGCAAUCAGUAAAUGGGAAAGGGAACAGUAAAGGGAAUGGAAAGGAAAAUGCAAAGGAAAAGGGAGGAAAUGAAAAGGAAACAAAAGCCAAAAGGAACAUCAUCAGUGGUUCACUUACUCUGGUUCCUCUGUGUUUCAGCAUGGGAUCCAUGAACUGCUGGUGUCAGGAAGAUGGGGAAAUCCCAGAGGUUUCACU